Molecule: messenger RNA, 3027 nt
Organism: Anopheles funestus (African malaria mosquito)
Lineage: Eukaryota; Metazoa; Arthropoda; Insecta; Diptera; Culicidae
Product: transforming growth factor beta regulator 1
Exons: 2
Coding region: 694-1968 (424 amino acids)
Biological process (GO): regulation of cell cycle
Cellular component (GO): nucleus
Source: RefSeq, a predicted model, not a curated record
GCAGCGAACGGACAAUAUGACGAUCUUGCUGGGGCGGUAGGUAUUGUAUUGUAAGGUGAAUGAUGGGUUUUUUUCAAGCAAAGCAUUUUGUGCUACAUAAACAUGACUGAAUCAGAGGAUAAAUAAUGUUUGGGGCAUGCACUUUGGCUUACCAUUUUUCACGCUUUGUUGUCGGAUGCGAAUUUUAAUCGGUACGACUAUUCUUCACCAGACACUAACAAUGCACGUGGAAGAUCCAAACUUAACAGGAUCUUUGGAUGAACAAGGAUGCACAAAUAAUUAUGACCAGGGACAUUUGCCGCUUCCCGCUCGCGCCCAGUGUGCUGCUUUGAUCGGUUGACAAGCAUCAUUUGACAGCACACCUGAACGCUAGCAAUCUUGUGCACGACUGUCAAGAGUGCGUAUUGUUUACGAUUUUACAAACGCGGGUUCGCAAGCAAUUUGUGUUUAUUUUCUAGUCUCGUUCCAUCGAUUCUUUUGCCUCAUAGAUAUCAAUUAAAAAGCAAAACAUUUAACGAAUAGGUACGUUAAACUACAUCCUUUACUUGAUUUGUGACUCGUGACUGUAUUGUGCCUGUGCCGAUAGUUUCAAACGCUUGCUACUUUUACGCGCGCUAUUGCCGGACAUCAGUGCUCUAUCACCAGCAAUCCCUUUAGUUUGUCGGUGUCGAUGCAGCGGAAAUUGCGAAAGAAAUGCAAAACACAAGCUGCGAACUAUCGGAAGCAGCAACCACAGCCGUGGAUGACGAAGUAAAUGGCAAAUAUCGGCAAAAGUACCGUCGAUUAAAACGAUACAUGACCGAUAUGGUGUUUGAAAAUGCUGCAUUAUGUGAUCACAUAGCACAGGUGCAGGAUAAAACGAGUCAGGUUAGCGAGGAGCGUCGAUUUCUGUUGAAAAAGUUGCUGGAUUAUGAAAAUGAACUGGAGACACAACUUGGUCGGCCUUGCAGCAAGCUGAACGAAUUGAUCGCGAACAGUUUACCACCGAAGCGACAGUACAAAAAGCGGGAUAAAAGUGCUACUGUUAAUGGAACACCAAACGCAAGCACCUCCGGCGAAGGCGGACCCGACACUCAAGAUACUCAGGGAACUGCGCCGGAUGGUGUGAUAGAAAAUGGAAAGGACGAUGAAACGGAUGGUAAAUCCGGUUCAGUUGAACCAAAUGGUGCGAAAAAUGGGCAUCGGGUAGGGAAAAAACGGGGACCAUCGGGCAAAGGUGAUGCAGCGGACGGUAAACCAAGAAGAAAGCCACGUGUUGGUGCAGUUUCGGCAAAGAAGCGCAUGGCUAACAUUACGGUUGACCAGUCGGGCCAUCCAGUGUACCCGAUCACGGUCGGUGGCUUUACUGUACAAAAUCUGGGUGAAAUCGUUCCAGAACGAGCGGCUUAUCAUACAGAGUGUACGAUUUAUCCUAUUGGCUACACAAUCACGCGACCGUACGGUCACUAUAAGGAUCCGGAAAAGCGGUGCAACUAUACCUGCCGCAUACUGGACGAUGGUGAAAGGCCACGAUUCGAAAUCGUACCCGAAUGCACGGAUCCCACCGGUGUACCGUCGGCAAACGAAUCGGACGAAAUGAAAGUGACGGGUGUGGCAGAGGAUACCAUCAGCGGUCCCACAACAGAUGUUUGUCAUGCAGAGCUGUUGCACAGGAUCAAUACGGCGCUUAACAUUCGCUCGAUUGAUUCCCGUCCGUUGGGUGAUUGGUUCUUUGGUCUAGCUCACCCGACCAUCGCGAACCUAAUACAUAGUUUUCCGAGUGCGAAAGAGUGUACGAAUUACAGGGGCAUCAAGAAGGAAAACACAGCCAAUGUGGAUAAAGAGAACGAUGAUCCGGCAAUCAGCUACGAUGCAUUGUUGCGACACAUCACGAUCUCGACGUAUCGUACGGUGCCGGAAAUUAAGGAAGAACCACCGGAUGAAUUGUUUGACCACUCGGACGGUAACUCGUUCAGCUUGUCGGUGUAGCUAAGUAUCUGUCAUUGAUGUAUAUAGACGAAAUGUAGUUGUGGAAAAAACAAGGGUGAAAAUAAUGGGUAAAUACAAUCGGUACCGCUUCAGGCGCACCGGAACUGUCGACACAAGGAAUAAAAACCCCAUUCCGCGGGGGCAUUUUAAACGUUCAUACAAAGCAGAACGGACGGAAGAAGCUUUUCCUUCCUUUUCUCAAUACCAAGGAAUACAUCCACCAGUAGGGCAAUAAAGCGAAACUCUUCUUUUCAAAAACUAUCCACCAGCGUUUUUGUUUCAAUAAGGAAAGUAUUCCUGUUGUGGCUGUUUAUGUUUUGAGUAAAUUUAUUUUCCUGGUCUGUUUCACAGAUUAAUUUGCGCAGCCUAAAAGGGCAGUCUUUCAUGUAUCGAACCUUCGGAGCGGUAGAUAAAAAAAUCAUACAAUUUACAAAACCUCCACUGUGUUGCCCGGUCCCGUUCCCGUCCUUGCUAACCACUCCCGAGGCGAGGUGUGCUGAUUCGAAAGCCUUUGUUUGAACCGUGCCUAGAUGCAAAAGCAAGCGGAUUAAAAGGCAAACUUCCUUGAAAAGAAAAUCCCACAUAAUUUGAUCAGCACUGUUAGCUGCAACCCACCAUUGAUCCUAUUCUUAUCCUGCUCUAAUGUGCAUCGUCCAUCGUUUUUUAUAUCACCAUAAUAACCCCCCACACGUUAUGCUAUAAGUACAUCACUAUACAGUUGAUCUACUUGUUUGUUUCGUUUAUACAUAAUCUCACGGAAAUCUUUACUGCCUAGGUUUGUUAUCGGUCUCAAUUCGACAUGAAAAGCGCAGUCCAUUGUUUAAUGUGUUUGUUUGUUGGUAGUACGAUGCGUUAGUUAAGAAUAUUAGUAAUGUUAGUAGUUAACGUUGAAUAUAUCAUUUUCUAUCGUCUAAGGCUCCACACACACACAAAACACGGUCGCCUUAAACGAUUUUCCUAUACGAUGCACUAUCGAUGCUGGACCAUCCCAAACGAAGCGCUGAGUCAAUGAUUGGACCGUCAAAUUUUAGCUUGAGUCGCGAGUGAAUAAAAUAAACA